AUGUGCAUAAUUUGCAGUGCUUCUAUUUGCCUCCCUGACAAUCCUAGAACUUUUCCACCUGUAUUAUGUACAGCACCAAUAAAGUUUCAGUAUGCCAAUUACACAAAUCCCAAGUACAAGAAAACAGGAAAAGGAUCAUUGAAGCUUCAGUUGAUCAACCAGAGAUCCGACUUCUCUUUUGCUCUAUUUUCUGGUGGAUUAUUAAAACCAAAGCUAGUUGCCAUCUCAAAUACAAUCACCUUUGCAAAUCCAAAUGCUCCUGUCUACCCACGCUUAGCACAGGGAAAGCAAUGGAAUGAAAUGACUGUGACAUGGACAAGUGGUUAUGGACUUGAUGAAGCAGAACCUUUCGUAGAAUGGGGUCUGCAAGGUGAAGAACAGAGAAGUUCUCUAGCAGUUACGUUGACUUUUGACCGUAACACCAUGUGUGGUGCUCCUGCCAGAACUGUUGGUUGGCGUGACCCUGGAUUCAUUCAUACUAGUUUUCUGAAGGAGUUGUGGCCCAAUUUAGUCUACACCUACAAGCUGGGGCAUAGAAUGUUCAAUGGCACAUAUAUCUGGAGUCAGAUGUACCAAUUUAGAGCAUCACCUUAUCCUGGGCAAAGUUCUCUCCAACGUGUUGUCAUCUUUGGUGAUAUGGGAAAGGAUGAAGCUGAUGGCUCUAAUGAGUACAACGAUUUUCAACCAGGAUCUCUUAACACGACAAAGCAGCUUAUUGAAGACUUGAUGAACAUUGAUAUAGUCUUCCACAUUGGAGAUAUAUGUUAUGCCAAUGGGUAUCUCUCCCAGUGGGAUCAAUUUACUUCUCAGAUUGAGCCAAUUGCUUCAAGAGUACCUUACAUGAUUGCAAGUGGAAAUCACGAGCGCGACUGGCCUGGAUCAGGUUCAUUCUAUGAUACCAUAGAUUCAGGAGGAGAAUGUGGUGUCUUGGCUCAGAACAUGUUUUAUUUUCCGGCUGAAAAUAGAGCCAAGGUCUGGUAUUCUACCGACUAUGGCAUGUUCAGGUUUUGCAUAGCGGACACAGAACACGAUUGGAGAAAGGGAUCAGAGCAAUAUAAAUUCAUUGAGCACUGCCUUUCCACUGUAGAUAGACAGAAGCAGCCGUGGCUAGUUUUCCUGGCGCAUCGAGUUCUAGGCUAUUCUUCAUGUGCUUGGUAUGCUAAUGAAGGAUCAUUUGCAGAACCAAUGGGAAGGGAGAGCCUUGAAAAACUUUGGCAGAAGUAUAAAGUUGAUAUUGCCAUCUUUGGUCAUGUUCAUAAUUAUGAAAGGACGUGUCCUGUUUACGAGAAUGUUUGCACAAACAAGGAGAGGCACUCAUACAAGGGUGCCUUGAACGGGACAAUUCAUGUGGUUGCGGGAGGAGCAGGAGCCAGCGUUACUGAUUCUGAAUUUUCUGGCAUCCAGACUGCAUGGAGUAUUUUCAAGGACUUUGAUCAUGGAUUUGUAAAAUUGACUGCAUUUGAUCACUCAAAUCUGUUGUUUGAGUACAAAAAAAGCAGAGAUGGCAAAGUUUAUGAUUCCUUCAAGAUCUCCCGCGAUUACAGAGACAUCUUGGCGUGCACGGUGGACAGCUGCCCGAGUACAACCCUGGCCACUUAGUCUCUGUAGAUGGAAGUCGAAAGCAGGUUGAAUUUGUUUAUCAUAAACAUUCCUAGAUUGGAGAAUUCUUGUAGGAAUUUCAAUCCUGCGUUGUAAUGCGUAUGGAAGCAGUUACUGAUAAUGUAUCAAAACAGCCAUACUUACUGAGUUAGUCUGCGGAAAUAAUCAUAAUCAUGAUGUUAAAUAAAAUUGGAACAGGUCCCAAAUUCCUAAUA
Messenger RNA from Coffea eugenioides, 1814 nucleotides. RefSeq names its product probable inactive purple acid phosphatase 1. Gene Ontology annotation, molecular function: metal ion binding; acid phosphatase activity. The record is from RefSeq and is a predicted model, not a curated record. Bases 1 to 1599 code for a protein of 532 amino acids. The transcript is spliced from 10 exons. NCBI's taxonomy places the organism in Eukaryota, Viridiplantae, Streptophyta, Magnoliopsida, Gentianales, Rubiaceae.